AUGCUCGUUGCAGGAUUACUUCUCAAAGGCCUCAAGAGCCGCUACUCUACUGGCUCCAUCUUCGGUACCCUGGUAGAGUGCUGCAUUCGAUUCCUCCAGUUCGUCUUCGGCAUCGCUAUCAUCGGGCUGUAUGCGCAGGAUGUCGACCGGGCUAGAAAACACGGAGACACUCAGGACUCAAGAUGGAUCUAUGCAACUGUCGUGGGAACUCUCUCUGCCAUCUCAGGCCUAGUCUACAUCCUCAUCCCUUGCGCCGUUCGACGCCCUCUCUCCCAAGCAACGUUCAUCCACCUACCAUGCUUCAUCUACGACAGUGUACUGGUAAUUCUCUGGCUGACGCAGUUCGGAAUCUUCGCCAAGCUGUACAUCACCGUCGAUGAUGAGAAGGACCCUAAUCUCAAGCGCAUGAAGCACUCCGCCUAUAUGGACUUGGUCAACCUGUCAUUCUGGAUGAUUACCUGUGCCUGGUGUGGUAUUCGCUGGUGGAGAGGGAACAAGGCCGGCGCUGUGCAGAGUAACGAGAAGGCCUUUGAUGAAGAGCAACACAUUGAGCAGGUUUAA
Molecule: messenger RNA, 561 nt
Organism: Arthroderma uncinatum
Lineage: Eukaryota; Fungi; Ascomycota; Eurotiomycetes; Onygenales; Arthrodermataceae
Exons: 2
Coding region: 1-561 (186 amino acids)
Cellular component (GO): membrane
Source: RefSeq, a predicted model, not a curated record